Thrips palmi is the source of this 842-nucleotide messenger RNA. It is a transcript of the gene Ufm1, whose product is annotated as ubiquitin-fold modifier 1. Lineage: Eukaryota; Metazoa; Arthropoda; Insecta; Thysanoptera; Thripidae. Bases 309 to 578 code for a protein of 89 amino acids. The transcript has a single exon. Gene Ontology annotation, biological process: protein K69-linked ufmylation. Gene Ontology annotation, cellular component: cytoplasm; nucleus. The record is from RefSeq and is a predicted model, not a curated record.
CGGCUUGCAGACGACAGCCGACCCGCGGAUCCUUAUUGGCAGGACGCUGACGCUAUUCGCAGCGCUGCAGACGACGGUGGUGUGUUGUGACGUGUGCGGCUGCGGAGUGUGUGACAAACGUCUGGUGUUUGUGCUGAGAACGGACAAAUCGUCGAGUGAAAGCGCUGCGUAGCGUGUCGCGUGCAACGCACCGCAUGUCCACCUAGCGGAGAGCCAGUCGAUCACUGCGGUGCUAAGCUGUCUGCGGACUCCCCGACUACCAACUAGACGAACCCAGCUGCCGCACACAGGGUGCCUCUAACCUAGCAAUGGCAGCCUCCAAAGUAACCUUCAAGAUCACUUUAACUUCCGACCCGAAGUUACCUUUCAAAGUGCUCAGUGUUCCAGAGGGAACACCCUUCACUGCCGUUCUCAAGUUUGCGGCUGAGGAGUUCAAGGUGCCUCCAGCAACCUCCGCCAUCAUCACCGAUGAUGGUAUUGGAAUCAACCCUCAACAAACAGCUGGCAAUGUUUUCCUCAAGCACGGCUCAGAAUUGAGGCUUAUUCCAAGAGAUCGUGUUGGUUGCCAAGUUCGAUGAAAGUGCUGCAGUGCCUCAAGAAUUUAAUCAAGCGAGAUGCAUUCCAGACAAGACUGGUUGGGCUGUCCAGCUGUGAUGUGUCAUCUCCAAAACUUUAUGAACACUUUGUUGAUAUGGUACUAUUUGCAAACCAUAUUUGAAUUUUCAUAAUUCUAAUUACAACUUUAUUUUAUAUAGCCAGUUGUUUCAUUGAAGCAGGGGCUGAGCCACAUUUCAAAAUCAAAAUGACUUAACAGGAAAUAAAGGCGACUUGUUUAUAAGAAA